AGUCGUUACUCGUUUAUUUGAGUACUUGUUUCUUAAAGAACUUCGUGGGGUGAUGGAACUACUACAACUAGAAAAAAAAUGAACCACGCUUGAAGUAGUCGCUUUCCUCGACAUUUGUCUCCGCGUAAUGGAUUGUACUAGCGCUACUCAAUCGCUUUCGACCUGAUGGCGCAGUGGUUAUGACCACUAACCUAAGGCAUUUGACUUGCUGCUCUAUAGAGAUGAACGCGACGCGUAACAUCAACACACUCUGAAAAUUCAAAAGAUUUGUGUUUCUUUGAUCUGUUCACGACCCACCGUCAGGAUCACCUACUUGAGCGCCAUUAAAAAUCAACAAGGAUGACGAAGAGCAGUGUCUUGGCCCAGCUGAAAGCAGCGCAAGUGCGUCUCAUCGCUGCAGCAGAAUCUCUUUGCGACAACUUGUGUAGCCAGCGGACGCGCCUCGUUGGGGGUAGUGUUUCGCAGUUUGUGCAGAAAACAUCGCAGAAUUUUGCCGACAGCUUGGGUAUUCGCGAGGUCGUUCUCGCAUUCGUAACCGGGUGGGUUCUUUGCGUUUCCGUGGUUCCCCUUGCUCUCUUUGCCAUCGUCUGGGCGUGGAUUGGAAAAAAAGUAUCAGAUUGAUAGUUAUGUACUUCUAGUUCUUCUAGUUGUAUUAGAUUAUAGAUGAGCUACUUAGUACAAUCAACACCGACGACCAGAACUCCUUAAUAUCGAUCCUCGAUCUACCCAGGCCUCCGACUGGUGUGAUUGGGUUUUGUGCCCCUUUAGGGCGGGCAGAUUUAGCAAGAACAGGGAUUCCAACAGUGCUACCAGUGGUUUUCCAGAGCAGCACAAUGCUUGCGAUGGAAUGAUAGCCGGACGUUGCCGUGAUUGUCCUCGAGUGGAGUCCUCGCGGUCAUGUGAAGAUGAUGUCGCGCUUUCGUCGAGAGGCGGUUGCAGUGUCACGCUGUUUGGCAUAUCCGCAUGUUCUACAAGUCCGCCACCGUCGUGUAGUGGUUCGCUGGAAGGUUUUUCCGAUUGCUCCGACGAAGCAUCGGACUUCGUUCACUCUUGUUCAGAGGACUACACAGACGACGACGAUUGCCCGCUCUCAUUUUCCGAUAUUGAUGAGGAUGCCACCAUCUCAAUGACAGUGCUGGAAGAACAAGAUGUAGUUCUUGAAGGUGGUCGACAUGUUUCGCGUUACACGAGAAGCGGUAGCUGGGAUAACACGACUACGACUGCAACUAGUAGUAGAAGCACAACGGGAACGGUUGACGAGGAGCACGCAGCAGAAAGGGCACUUUCAUCUUCAAAUGAUAAAUCGGUGACCGUGGUGGGUUGUUUCUCGAAGAAUCAUGAGCAAAACACCUGCGCGAGUCCUGGCAAGCAGAAUAAAACCCUGUUGUCCCGUCUAGUACAGCAAUGCUUUUCGAGGACGCCAGAUGAAGAUGAACAACGUGCUCACUUUGCAGUGCCCACUGGUGCGAGCAGUACUGGUGCUAACUCGAAAAAACGACCUGUAAUAUCAAUCGAAUUUUUGCAGAAGAGUAUCCCUGCCAGGUUCGUUAGCAUGCUACUAGGCAAGUCGCCGCGUGCAUUUUCUGGAGGUUUGUCAUGUUCGUUGCUGAGGACGCCUCGGCGAUUUUUACAAGGAAUUCACAAUUGCCUGGCUUCGAUCCGAAACAUCAAAGACAGAAUCUUCGUCAGAAGUAGAGUGUUCGCCUCUCCUGCAAGUAGCUUCAACAGGAUCAGAACGAGCAAGAGGACGACGACAGUUGACAGGAGUUGUUCUAAGGACGAUGAUGAGAUGGGUGCAUUUGCUAGGGAGAGCGUGUCCCAACCCCAAGACCGAGAUCCAGCGCAUAGGAGUUCUACUUUCAGCAGAACGAUCACGCCAUUAAUCGACGUCGACGAGAGCACCAUCGACGUCGGCAGUUCGUGGAAGAACAUUCGUGCGACCGCGAAACGUCGAUCUAUACUUCUACAGGGGUCGCACCACGAUCAUGACGAUGACAGAAAUUGGCAGGAUAAAUGUGGCUCCGAUGCUGAUGAUGAUCAUGCCACUGUGCCUGCCAAAGCGCGGCCACCGAGUUGUAGUCCUACUAGAAGACCGCAGCUAGGUCGCCGAUUUCUUUAUCCGUCUCUCGCUAAUGAGCGCACGAGUGGCUUGAAAGCGCCUCGUUUCUGUGGUCGCGAUCAUCCGCUAUCCCGUGCUACUUCAGGCCAUACAACUUCUACUUCGACCACCAUUGCAGCUUCAUCUAGCUCAUUCAGCACGAACGAGUCGAGCGUAAGUGGGCCACUGGGUGCGUUCUCCUCACCCCUGUCCAUGUCACAGACGCUUAGUUCACUAAGUCAGCCGACGCCUUUUCGAAGUCAAGGCAAACAGCUGAGGCGGAGCAAGUCGAAUCUGAGCGACCUGCUGCAAAGCAGCAUGUGCCAGCACUUAUGGCACUUUUGUAAUAGUUGUAGUCACAACUAGUAGUAGAAGAGGAUGAGAGAAUAAGAAUAACUUGAAGAACUUCAAUAUUGAAGACUUUUGGCUACUUUUUCAUAUGAUCGUCGAUAGAUGAAGAUGUCACAUCUUAUGUCACAUUGUGAACCAAUCCGAAUCGACCAACAUCAUCAGAUGAAGAUGUGAACAGGAGCUACUAUUUGUUAUAGACUGAGAACUUCCUUCUAAAUCACAAGAAAAGCAGUAACCUGAAUAACGUGCUGCAUACUCAGCGUCAAAGAAACGGAUUGCAUCCUUUAGCGGAAGGAGAGCCUGAAUCUUUGCUGUUCACUGCAAACGCAUAA
Amoebophrya sp. A25 is the source of this 2781-nucleotide messenger RNA. The record is from the annotation of a GenBank genome assembly. Lineage: Eukaryota; Dinophyceae; Syndiniales; Amoebophryaceae.